ACGGGGUUGAGCGGUGCCGACGGCUUUGCGGGUUUUCGUAGAAUGGACUGAACUUGACGGAGGAACCGUUGAAUGGGGUUUUGAAAACUGACAUCAUUUUGAGAAUCGGAGUUUGGUUAGGUGAAAGAGUGAGUGUUAGGUGUUUGAUGUUAUGCGCCUGAGGUUGGUUCUCUUUGGUUUGUCAUAUGUUUGUCAAUAAGGUGUUUAAGGAUUGAUAUAUAGUGGCAGCUAUGCAAUGCAAGAUUGAAGAUUACCAGCUAGUUCAAAUCUUUAGUCAUAGAAAAAUAUGUAUUGGUUUCUCAACAAGCUGAAUCAGCAGUGGUAUCGAGAGAGUCACAGGGUGUUGUGACCGCUGAGACGAUUCAAGUGGCGUUUCGUUUAACUGAAAAAGGGUUUACUGCCAUGGUUUCUGAAUUAUGGAAUACUCGACCACAAGUUGCAACUACUGGAACUUGUUGUUUGGUUGGAGUGAUUUUUCAGCAGACGCUUUUUAUCGCAAAUGUGGGAGAUUAUUGUGUUGGUGGGGUUGCAGCGAUUCAGCUGUCUCCUGAACACAAUGCAAAUCUCGAGGGUGUUAGACAGGAACUUAGAGAAUUACACCCUUAUGAUCCCCAAAUUGUUGUUCUCAAGCAUGGAGUAUGGAGAGUAAAAGGAAUUAUUCAGGUGAAUAAGCUGGAAGAAAGCUUCAAUGUGAUUAACUCGAGAACAAGGCCACUUGCAGCAUAUUUAUUUACAAAGGACAAUAAGUUCAAGGAACAAUUUGUAAAGAAAGUUUCUGCUGGUGGUUUGCUUAUCAAUGACACUUCCUUACAUCUUGUGGUUUAUACUUUGCCAUUUGGGGGAGUUGGAGACAGUGGAAUGGGUGCAUACCAUGGAAAAUUCUCCUUUCAUGCUUUUACUCACAGAAAGGCAGUACUUUAUCGCGGUUUUACAGGCGAUUCAUCUUUAAGGUACCCACCUUACACGGAUAGAAAGCAGAAAUGUAUGAAGGCUCUAGUUGCUGGUGAUGUUCCCGAUGUGCAAUUUUGGUUGUAAGCCAUGGGGAUCCCCUGCAAAUCUUGCAAACAAUUCUGCUUGCUGCUAAUAAACACAAGAGCCCCUCUUAUGAUGACUUAGCUUCAAUGUUAGAGGCAGUUUAGGUGGCACCGAUCUUGUCCCAGCACCACCAAUACACAAUGCCAACUGGAGAGCUCAAGGGAGUCAUUUAAGGUCUAGCAUAGAGCCAACUUGCUCUUUUGAUAUACUUCACUGUUGCAUGAUAGGCCGGGUGUUAUUUCCAUUAUUAAAAUUUCCACCAACUUUGCUCUAUGACUUGCUUGAUUAUGAUGGAGAUAGUGCAACAAAAUAUUUCUGUUGUAACAUUAGAAUUUAUAAUGUGGCUUUUGUUUUUACAUC
Messenger RNA from Cicer arietinum (chickpea), 1395 nucleotides. Its product is annotated as aldehyde dehydrogenase family 3 member H1-like. Gene Ontology annotation, biological process: aldehyde metabolic process. Gene Ontology annotation, cellular component: cytoplasm. Gene Ontology annotation, molecular function: aldehyde dehydrogenase (NAD+) activity. Lineage: Eukaryota; Viridiplantae; Streptophyta; Magnoliopsida; Fabales; Fabaceae. The record is from RefSeq and is a predicted model, not a curated record.